UACGUACGGACUCGAUUAACACGUUAUAUUUCGUGGUUCCUGUUUUCGCGACGAUCGCGCGACCGUCCACGCGAUACAGAAGACGAAACAGCGAAGAUAACGAAAAGAAAAAAGCCUGCUUCCUCCUCUCGAGUGAAUUCGCGGUGUCGAUGAAGAUCACGUGAUCUUAACCGGUUCGAUCAUGCGACCGAUUGGUUGGACGCUAACGUGCGCGCUACUCGCUGUUGCUUUUCCAAAAAGCGCAAUCCUGCCGUGCGUAGAGUGUGUUGGUGUCGUUACCAACGAACAUGAAGGAGUUGAACGCGCGAAACUCGACGAACUGUCGCGACCGAUUUCCAAGGACGCCGUGCUGCAUCCCCUGGUACGACAGCUUCGAGAAUUCUUGGGUGGCAUCUUCGACAAUCAGAGCAACCUACGAGCAGAGGCGCGCACGUUUGGACAUAAACGCAUCCAGUUCAUGUUGAUGCCGAUGAUGUAUAAAAUGGGCGCAAUGAUGACCAUGUUGACUGUGUUAACUGUGAUCUCGCUGAAGGGAUUACUCAUUGGUGCCAUUUUACUGAUGCUCAAAGUGAGCACGUUAAUAGCCAAGUUUUCCUCCGGUUGGCAGCACCAUGCACCGGCCGGGCCUGCUCAGCCGAUUCACGUGCACGUUCACAAUAGUCUACCCACCGCUCACCAACAGGCGUACAGUGGCUGGAUGUCGCACAGCGGUCCAGAUGACGAGCAACACUAUUACUAUAGAGGAUAGUCAACAAGCUCUUCGAAGACAACUCCAAAUAAUCUCUCAUCAUCCGCGAGGACAAUAGUGCAAUUGCAUUUUCAGAACCGAGAAUGCGCUUACGAUUAACGAAGACUUCCUUGGUACCAAAGGAACUGUGCGAUUACUUUAGAUUGAUUUUAUUUAUUUCGACUUUACCGUUAGUAGAUUGUAAGUAGGCUUUGUAAAGAUUUGUCGGUCAUUCCUAAUCGUUACACCCGACUGAAUUGUAAAACCAAAUUUACUUGUGCUACGAGCGAUAAGCUCGUGUUUACCUCAUGUUAACAGUAACGCUCUGUAAAGAAGCAUUCUACCUAUUUAAUGUGUAUCGCCGUAUUUAUUAAACUUUUUAUGAAAUCAA
This is a messenger RNA of Megachile rotundata (alfalfa leafcutting bee), 1118 nucleotides long. RefSeq lists its product as uncharacterized. The record is from RefSeq and is a predicted model, not a curated record. Lineage: Eukaryota; Metazoa; Arthropoda; Insecta; Hymenoptera; Megachilidae.